AUGGACAUCAUUCAAAUCCAUGAAUUGGAAACAAUCUAUAUACCAAGCUCUUUUUCCACUCUCACGCAGUCACACACAGCAACUGUCGUUCGGUUCAUAAAUCUCCAAUUGAGUACCACAGCGAACAGGAGUAUCAAUUAUUUUGCCGGUUUUCCUCUGGUGGCUUGGGCCAGUUCAAAAGCACUAGGAUGUGGCUACAAGAACUGUCUCAGCAAUCCCAGUUUCCUUUAUGGUAAUGCGAUAGUGUGCAAUUACGGCCCAGCAGGAAAUUAUAACGGUCAGCGUCCUUAUGAAAAAGAACAACAUCGUCAAUGCCCACCUGAAGGACAAACAACAACAACAACAACAGCAACCCCGACAUCGGGAGCAGAAACAACAGAUAACAAUACAACCAACAAGGGCAACUAA
Molecule: messenger RNA, 408 nt
Organism: Fasciola hepatica (liver fluke)
Lineage: Eukaryota; Metazoa; Platyhelminthes; Trematoda; Plagiorchiida; Fasciolidae
Source: the annotation of a GenBank genome assembly